GUGACACGCCAUUCAAUUGCUGCCUGGCCCUGUGCAUGUAGGAAGCAGGAGGGGGACUUUGAGCGAACAGAAGAAUAUCGUGUCAUUUGAUAGAGGAAAAAAGGCCACAUUUGCGCUGCGUAAAAGCAAAAGUUGGACGGAAUCGCGUCGACAUGGGGAUCCGAAAAAAGACCAACAAGAACCCGCCGGUGCUAAGCCAUGAGUUUGUCAUCCAGAACCAUGCAGAUAUUGUUUCCUGUGUUGCUAUGGUGUUCCUCCUCGGGCUGAUGUUUGAGGUGACCUCAAAGUUUGCAGUGUUAUUCAUCACUGUCCAAUACAACGUCACCAUAUCAACAAACGAAGCCCCCGAGGAGACGGCUGUGAACUACUUCCACCACGGCAUCAAGGACUUGGCCACCAUCUUCUUCUACAUGCUGGUGGCCAUCAUCAUGCACGCCAUCAUCCAGGAGUACGUGCUGGACAAAAUCAACAGGAAGAAGCACUUCUCCAAAACCAAACACAGCAAGUUUAAUGAGUCAGGCCAGCUCAGCGCCUUCUACUUAUUCUCCUUUGGUUGGGGCACCAGCAUCCUGCUUUCUGAAAACUUCCUGUCCAAUCCAGUCAACCUGUGGGAGGGAUAUCCACAUGCACUCAUGCCAUUCCAGAUGAAAUUCUACUUCAUUUGUCAGCUGGGCUACUGGUUACAUGCUCUCCCAGAACUGUAUUUCCAAAAGACAAAGAAGGAGGAUAUUCCACGCCAGCUUGUGUACGUCUUCCUGUACCUGGUCCACAUCGCUGGCGCCUACAUUCUGAAUCUGAAUCGUCUGGGCCUGGUCCUGCUUGUGCUGCACUACUUCAUCGAGCUUCUUUUCCACGUGUCCCGACUGGUCUACUUCAGCAACGAGAACAGACAAAUGGGCUUCACCAUAUGGGCGGUCUUGUUUGUCCUUGGACGGCUGCUCACCUUGUCCUUGUCCGUCCUCACCGUGGGCUUUGGCCUCUCCACCGCUGAGAAUCAAGGCUUUGAUUUGGCUGCAGGAAACUUUAAUGUUCUGUUUGUUCGGAUAACUGUCCUGGCCGCCAUCUGCCUCACACAGGCCUUCAUGAUGUGGAAAUUUAUCAACUUCCAGUUGCGCCGGUGGAGAGAGCAUGCCCAAGCUCAGACCUUGAAAAAGAAACAAGUUCCUGCCAAAAGCAAAUCAAAGAAAGACAAAGCCAAUGGAGUAAAUGGAGUGAACUCUCACGGAGCUGAUUCGCCACGAGCAAGAAAAGAGAAGUCCUCAUAGAAACAUUCCUCUCAGUCCUUCUAUCGGCCCCCAUCUCAAAGAAACCAUUUCUCCCGGCGCCUUCGUGGCUGCGUCCCGCCAACAGAUUCUCCAGCUCCUUGACCAUGACAUUCAUUUUCAGCUCCCACACAGGACAGAGGACCUCCCAGCUGGACUUCAAGGGCCAAAUGCAUUUCGCUUUGCUUGUCGCCAGGCAUCCAGCACACCUUCAUUUUCCGAAUCUUUGCCCAGCUUUCCAUUUUGAAUGAAAAGAAAACAAAUUCAGAAAUAAACUAUGAAAAAAAGACCUUAUUUAAGAAGUGCCUAUUGAUACAGAUUGUUUUUGUACAGAGUGUGUAAUUUUAAAAUUUCAGGAAUGAUCACUUCAGUGUUUAAGGUUUCUCCCAGUUAAGGUCAUUUCAUGCGUUUUUUUCUUAAUACUGUAUAUUCCAGCUUGUCUUUUAUUUCUCUUUUUUCCUUGUAUUUAUAACUGCUCGCUCAGCUUCUCUCCCAUCCCCGUCUCGAGGGCCUUUAGAGUUUCCGAAUUUCCUUGUAAUGUCUCUUAUUUUUCCAUGAGUGAAGGUAGCAAAAAAUCUUGUUCUCUCAUCUUUAAUAUAGGGCUGGGUUCAUGCCAUGGACUCAAACUCACACAGCACAUUGUUUUCACCGUGUCGGUCAUCAACAGACACCUGUAGAUGGAAAGUAAUGUAUAUGGAAGUAGUUUUUGAUAUUCACUCAUGGAUAGAAUAAAGAAAAGUCUAUAAAAGCCAUCGAGGAGAACAGGAGGCGACAUGCUGUAGAAGUAGAUUCACAGUCAGUAUUGUGCAAAACUGCCAGCAAAGAUGUAGUAACCUGAUGUAGCAUUUUCUUACUGGAGUUCAGAACAGCUUUGUAAAUCACAAAAGAACGUGUUUGUUGCCAUGAAUUUAUACAGAAACGGUUGCAGUUGUAUGUAUAGUACUGUUCAUGAGGAAACACACCUAAUGUUUUAAUUUUGAACGAUAUGACUUUGUAAGAGAUGGAAACGACUUAAUCAGGCGAAAACCGUCCCUUUAGUGAGUUUGACUGAAUCCCUCUGUCUCGUAUGGUCCUGCCUUAUUUUGCUGUCUAAGUGGAAUGGUUUCACUGUAUUUGUUUGGCCUUGCAGUUGUCGCUUACCUUAAAAUAUAUCCUCCAGAAGGAUGUCUUAUAAAAGCAUGGACUGCUAAUGAAACAACUAUAUUUUGUUUGUUUUUUCCCCCCUAACCAACUAUUGACUGUGCCAAAUGAGCCUGAUUGACUGUUGUUAUAUGCCUUUUACUUACAUGCCAUAAAUGGAACUUACCAAGCUAUGGGGUGCAGUCGACUGUAUUGUAAGAAUCAGUCACCUUGGUAACGCCGGCUUAUUCUAAAGAAUAAACCCAUUAACUAAUUUUAGGUACACAGCAGUGAGUCAUGGUUGCCUCCGGCAGCAUAUGGUUUUCUCAACUUGUCCUGAGGGUUCAGCCUGCAACGGAAUAAAAUGUUCUAUUAAAAACA
Amphiprion ocellaris (clown anemonefish) is the source of this 2762-nucleotide messenger RNA. RefSeq names its product translocation associated membrane protein 1 (gene tram1). Gene Ontology annotation, biological process: protein insertion into ER membrane; SRP-dependent cotranslational protein targeting to membrane, translocation. The transcript is spliced from 11 exons. Bases 153 to 1265 code for a protein of 370 amino acids. The record is from RefSeq and is a predicted model, not a curated record. Gene Ontology annotation, cellular component: endoplasmic reticulum membrane. NCBI's taxonomy places the organism in Eukaryota, Metazoa, Chordata, Actinopteri, Pomacentridae.